Molecule: messenger RNA, 690 nt
Organism: Mercurialis annua (annual mercury)
Lineage: Eukaryota; Viridiplantae; Streptophyta; Magnoliopsida; Malpighiales; Euphorbiaceae
Exons: 5
Coding region: 1-690 (229 amino acids)
Molecular function (GO): zinc ion binding; nucleic acid binding
Source: RefSeq, a predicted model, not a curated record
AUGAGAUGUACAAUUUGUGGUUCGGUUGGUCACAACAAAAGAAGUUGCAAGGAGAAAAAUAAUCCGGCCUUUCAAAAACGUGGUACCAAUGCAAAAAGAGGGAGGCCUAGGAAUGUACCUGUCACUGUUGGCGAAGCUGGAGGCGCUAGUUCGAACACAACGGUGCCACCUCGACGAGGGAGGCCUAGGAAGGUUCCUGGAAAUGAUGGUGUACGUGAAUCAAGCUCGAACACAACGGUACCGCCCCGACGAGGGAGGCCUAGAAAGGCACGUGCAACACCUGAUGUCCCUGGCCCUAGUUCGGUUACAGCAAAUGACAAACGAGCAAAACAAAAAGAACUGCGACUGGUUAGACAAGGAUUCGGUUGUCGAAGUUUUGACGGCGAGGGAAGGAACAUAUACAUGAGAGACCCCGGUACAAACCGUUCUAAGUUUAUUCAUGGCAAUAAAGCUAUUGCUAAAGCUGCACGCGAAACACGCCAGACUUCUGCAUCCUGUACCACAGAUGUCCCAGGUUAUGCAAGACCAACAGCCUCCAGUAUUGGCUCUGCAGUUGGUGGUCGCGGUGGUCGAUCAGGUGGUCGAGGAGGAAGGGCAGGUGGCCGAGGAGGCACGGCAGGUGGCCGAGGAGGUGGUCGAGGUGGUGGUCGAGGUGUUGUGCCUUUGCAAGAGAGUGUUGCAAAUGGAUGA